Molecule: messenger RNA, 1525 nt
Organism: Hibiscus syriacus
Lineage: Eukaryota; Viridiplantae; Streptophyta; Magnoliopsida; Malvales; Malvaceae
Exons: 8
Coding region: 269-1258 (329 amino acids)
Molecular function (GO): protein binding
Source: RefSeq, a predicted model, not a curated record
CGAAUCGGACGUCUUAUAUUGAAAUGAGCAUACAAGAUCAACCGCACUGAAAAAAAUUCCAGUGACAGCACCACAUUCCUCUCGAGUCUCGACGACCUCCGUUCGUCUCUUUUCCUUUUUCUUCUACGUUCAGAUUCUCUCUUUGGGAAGCCCUAAAAUUUCCCAACUAGAGUUUUACUCUUAAAAUAAGCAUCAUUUUUGUUCACCUUUCAGAAGUCAUUACCGAAAGAACCGAUUAAUCGAUCUUUAACUUGUCUAGGGUUUCUUCAUGGCAGAACCUUCGCGUGGUCGUGUUACUAUUACUCUCGGUCGUACUGGUCAGGUGGUGAAGAGGGCUGGACCUGCUUCCGGUGGUGAUUUUUCUGAUUCUCAUCCUGUUUCUGGAAGUAAGCGGUCUGUAAGGGAUAGGUUGGGGGGCAACGGAGAUAGUUCUUUGUUGCACGGGAGACAGCUGAAUAACAAACGACAAAGAGGUGAUGGCUAUACUUCAAGCUUGAAUGCCAAUGGCUUGAAUGCUGUUCACAUUGGUAAAAAUGACCUUCGAUUUAAACUCAUGCAAAAGAAUGUGCUUAACCAAGCUCGGAGUGAUGAAAACCAGAAGGAUAUGGAUCUUCGUGAAAAGUUGUCAAGAAUGGGACAGCCUUAUGAGAAACAUCAAAUGCCUGAUUCUAGGGAGCGAAUUCCUGAACUGGGGGCGAGAGUGGGGUCUAGGGAAACUAGUAUAUUGAGCAGAAUUCCUUCCACAAGAAAUGCGAAUGAUUUGCCUCGUGUUACCACUUCAAGAAGUUCUUAUUCUCCUUGGACCUUAGAUCAUCUAAGACAACGUUCUCCAGAAAGAGUAAUGGGUGCUUCUAGAGGUUUAUCUCCCCAAAGAAAUGUUGGAGAGAUUCAGAGAAGGCAAGUAAGCAGGACAAUUGAUGAUGUCAGAACAGUUUCAUACAUGGGCAAAGAUGUUCUUGAUGCUCCAGGGCCUGUGAGUACAACAUCUUUCGUUACGAAGUCCAGAUUGCCAACCACUUCAGCAAAACCCAUGCCACCACCAGGCCCCAAAAUUCCAUGUCCGAUUCCCCCUCCAAGUAGCAUUUUACAAAACCCUUCAUUCACGGGUGUUGAACAACAAACUGUUGAAGGCUUGCUGCAGUCACUAGGGCUGGGGAAGUAUGUGAUCACUUUCAAGGCAGAAGAAGUAAGUGAUCUAUUGCCUUCAAUUCUUAGUAGACAUGACUGCACUGAAGCAGAUGGGGGAAAACGACCUUAAAGAGCUAGGAAUACCAAUGGGCCCGAGGAAAAAGAUUCUUCUUGCUCUCUUGCCCCGCUCCAGAAGGCAGCCGUGAUUUUUCCUUCAUACUCAUCGCUCUUUCGCAAUGAAAACCGUUGUCUCUCUCUUUCCGGGACGCUUGAAUCAGUUGUCAAGUUAAGGCUGAUCAAAAUAUUUGUUGGUGGCAAGAAAUUUUUAAGAUGCGUAGAAAUGGUUAAUGCGUGUUGAUUUUUUUUUUCUAUCAAUAGAUUUAGCGUUUCUCGUGCA